AUGGAUGACGAUUCGUCUCCGGAAGCGUGGGGCUGGUAUGGAGGUGGUCAGGACCUGCCUGACCAUGUCUGGGCCAGCUGCAGCAUGCUGAAGGUGAGCCACUGGCGCCAGUCGAUGCUGCAAACCUGGUCCUGGGCAGACCGGUGCCGCGCGCACGCGGCAGCUCACGAAGCCUUGCGGAGCCUGCAGGAAAGGGAGGAUACGCAGAGCCGCAGCUCGGCGACCUAUCGCGAACGGCAAAGGCCACUGCAGCGGUGUGCCUACGUGCCGGAGUUCCCGCACAGACCGCACGCGGCGAGGGUCAAGGUCUGCCGAGGAGGUGAGGGCUGCUUCGCGGAGGAUGCCUCGCUCUCCGACGCAGAGGAGCAGAGCUGGGAGAUGCACCGCCGGAAAGCAGGCCUCGUCGCCAAGCUGGUCUGCUACAUCAGCAGUGCUGCCUUGCAGGCCGACUUUGUGCUGCGAGGCUUCCGUCGGUCCGGCGCCGUGGUUCUGAGCGUGAGCCCUGCAGGGCCGGCCGAUCGGGCUGGUGUCCAAGCUGGUGACCGAUUGGUCUCCAUCAACGGUCAACAGGACUUCGCCUGCUUGGAAACUGGCGACUUCUCAGAGACUGAGAUGCCGGCCAAGCUGGUCUUCAUGGGCAUGGUGGGAAGGAUCACCUCGGAGGUGCGGCUGAUCUCCCUGGAAGCGCCCUGCGAGAAGAGCUUCACUCUGGCCGGCGAGAAGGCUGGCGAGCUGUCCAAGAGUGCCAAGAAGCGCGCCGCCAAGAAGGUAAGGGACGCGGCCCACGCGGCAGACGCGCCUCCCGCGCCGGAGACGACGCCGGAGAAGCCGAAGGCCAAAGCGGCCGCCGCACCGACACCGGAGCCCAAGGCGAAGCCGAAGGAGGCAGCAAAGGCUGCUGCCAAGCCCAAGGCGACUCCUAAGGCAAAGGAGGAGCCUCCGAAGCAAGAGCCGAAGGCUGGCGCCAAAGCCAAGGGGAAGGCAGCGCCCGAGGCCCCGAAGCCGAAGGAGGCCCCGAAGGCUAAGGCAGAUCCGAAGGCAAAGGCCAAGGCAAAGGUGGAGCCUCCUCCGGUGGAGGAGCCUGUGCCGAAGGCCAAGGGCAAGGCCAAGGCGGCCGCCCCGGCACCAGAGCCAAAGGCUGUCGCCAAGGCGGCAGCGACCAAGGCUGCUCCGAAGGCCAAGGGGGGAGCGCAGCCCCCUCCGAAGGAGGAAGCGGGCCCGGAGCGAGUGGAGGUGGUGCAACCCUACGCCAUUGACGACGGGUCCGGCGGUGACUGGGAGCAGUCCACGGGUCUGAGCAAGAAGGCGGAGAAGAGGAAGGAGAAGCAGGACAUGAUCAAGAAGCAGGAGGCACAGAUGAAGAAGGACCAGAAGAUGAUUCCUGGCAUGGCUCCGAUCAAUUCGGUCCCUGGAAUGGCGCAGCCGCCAAAGGCCGCCUCCAAGGAGGAGAUCGCCGCCUUCAUGGCGCGGGCUGCGCAGAAGGGGGCGGAGGCCAAGGCUGCCGUGGAGGCCGAGCAGGCGCAGACGACGAGCAUGCACACCGAAACCAUCAAGGUGCCGGAGAACAAGAUUGGCAUUGUCAUUGGCCCGAAGGGAGCCAAGAUCAAGAUGAUCCAGGAAAAGACUGGAGUGCGCAUCGACACAUCCGGCGAGAUGUUCACAAUUGCGGGCAAGGACAAGAAGGAAGUGGAGCUGGCGCACAUGGCCAUCAAGGAGCUGGUGGAGAAGGGCUACUGCAGCAUGGCUUUCGAGGACUUCAAGGAGGAUGCCGUGCCCGUGCACCCCACCUCGUUCCCGGACAUCAUCGGCAAGCAGGGAGUGACCAUCAAGGCUUUCAAGACGGAGCUGAACGUGGAGGUGAAGAUUCCGGAGGUGCCCAAGACAAGCUCCACCAGCUCCAAGAAGUACAAGGUGACCCUGGCGGGCAAGGCGGAUGAUGUGAAGAAGGCGAAGGACGUGCUGGAGAGCAUUGCCAAGUUCGGCUACCACGAGAUCACGCAUCCGGGGCAGGUGGAGCCGUGGGCGUACAGGCCGGGGCCCUGGGAAUCCCAGACGCGCAGAUCUGACGCGCGAAGGUUCAUCAUCGGCAAGGCCGGCUCAGAGCUGCGCCACAUCCAGAACAACUACAAGGCGCGCGCAACGGGGAUAGGGUGA
This is a messenger RNA of Effrenium voratum, 2154 nucleotides long. The record is from the annotation of a GenBank genome assembly. Lineage: Eukaryota; Dinophyceae; Suessiales; Symbiodiniaceae.